Molecule: messenger RNA, 2281 nt
Organism: Maniola jurtina (meadow brown)
Lineage: Eukaryota; Metazoa; Arthropoda; Insecta; Lepidoptera; Nymphalidae
Product: cleft lip and palate transmembrane protein 1 homolog
Exons: 3
Coding region: 178-2076 (632 amino acids)
Cellular component (GO): membrane; endomembrane system
Source: RefSeq, a predicted model, not a curated record
GUCAUCGUCCACUAAUAUAAUAUUGUAGUCUUUGAUAUAUUGAUUACAUACUCUUUGGUCGUCCAUGGUUCGUGAUGUUGCUGAAUAAAAUGUAAUAAAAUUAUUCCAAAAUAUAUUGAAUUGAAAUUAAAUUCAACUAAAUUUUUAUUCACACAAAGCGUGCAAUCUACAAUAAUUAUGGCUAAUGUAAGCGAAGAAAAUCCUUCCGAGACAGAAGAUAAGUUGAUACCUGACGACGCUACUUCGAGGCAAAUUGAACCAAUUGCUGAUGAAAAUGUCGAUAUCAAUGAACAAAUUGAUGAGCAGCGCCGCAGAAUGCAACCAACAAAAAUGGAAUCAUUCUUUGCCGUAACGAAAUCUUUAAUAAUAAGAGCGUUAGUUGUUUAUUUCAUAACAUCGAUGUUCCGUCAACCGUCAGCCCCAAAGCCUGACAUAAACAGUCCUCCUGGAGUCGUUCGCACUCCGGCCAUCAAUAUGUUUCCCAAUGGAACAGUAUUAGACAUGUACACUUAUUUAACUGAAAAAGAAUUUUUAAAAAACUUUGAAGAUGCUGAUUUAGUUUGGAAGUUACCUGGAUUAAUUUAUGGAGAUUGGGCUGGUGGCCCAAAUGGAGAUGGGACGUUUAUGCACACAACUAGUUUUGUACCCUCAGAGACAUUGAAAAAUAAUGGUUCUAUAUAUCUUCACGUUUAUAUAGUUCCAUCAGGAAAGUCACCUGAUCCAAAGGAAAAGAGCAUUUAUGCUGGAUCUUAUGUAACAUAUGGUAGAAAAAUGAUAAACAAAUACAAGAAACUGAGAUAUCUAAAAACACAUAAUUUAUUAACUGGCCAAACUGAAAAGUCUGAAGAAGAACAAAAGAAAGCAGAAACAAUGAAAGAAGAAAUAGUUUCACAUUGGCAUCCUAAUUUAACUAUUAACCUAGUAACAGAUCAAACCAAUUGGAUGCAGGGUAGUGUACCCCCUCCACUUGAUGAGUUUAUCUAUUUCUUACCUGAUGGUAAGCAAUACAAGCCAGCAGUAUUCCUAAAUGACUAUUGGAACAUGAUGAGAGAUUACGUUCCUCUCAAUAAAACAACAAGUAGCCUUCAAUUACAACUCACAUUUCAACCACUGAGUCUGUUCAAGUGGCAGCUAUAUACUGCUCAGGCAAUGAGAGACAAGUUGAGUAUGUUCUCAGCAUUGGGUGCAGAGGAACAAGAUGAAGAGCAGGACACAGUCAAGGAAUUGCUUUUAGACACAUCUCCCUAUUUAUUGGGGCUUACAAUUUCAGUCUCUAUUUUGCAUUCAAUAUUUGAGUUGCUGGCUUUCAAAAAUGAUAUUCAGUUUUGGAAUAACAGGCAGUCCCUAGAAGGUCUCUCUGUAAGAUCUGUCUUCUUCAAUGUUUUUCAAUCGACUGUUGUUCUUCUUUAUGUUCUCGACAAUGAAACAAAUGUUAUGGUUAGAAUUUCCUGCUUCAUUGGCUUGAUGAUUGAGAUAUGGAAGAUAAAUAAAGUGAUGGAUAUUAAACUGAACAGAGAAGAUAGAAUCUUUGGGAUUCCCAAGCUAACAUUCACAGACAAAGGCUCCUACGUAGCAUCUAGCACCAGGGAAUAUGAUAUGUUAGCAUUCAGAUACCUCAGCUGGGCAUGUUUUCCUCUUUUGAUUGGAUAUGGGGUUUAUUCCUUGCUAUAUCAAGAGCACAAAGGAUGGUACUCUUUUGUUCUUAACAUGAUGUAUGGUUACCUCUUAACUUUUGGAUUUAUUAUGAUGACACCUCAAUUAUUUAUUAAUUAUAAAUUGAAGUCUGUUGCACAUUUGCCUUGGCGCAUGAUGACAUACAAGUUCCUUAAUACAUUUAUUGAUGACAUCUUUGCAUUUGUAAUCAAAAUGCCGACUAUGUAUCGUAUUGGCUGUUUCAGAGAUGAUAUUGUAUUCUUCAUAUUCUUAUACCAGCGUUGGAUUUACAAGGUUGACCACAAACGUGUCAAUGAGUUUGGGUUCUCUGGAGAGAUGGAACAGCAACAGAAACAAUCUGAGAAUGGUAACCUUGCCAUCACGGAAGGUGAUCAAGGCACCACAGAUAAGAAAAAUGAUUAAAUUUUAGAUAAUUUUUAGCUAGUUAAUGUUAUGACACAUCAGUUAAUAUAUAAAACUUAAUUUUGCUUAGCAAAGUAAUAUUAUGUAUUGUGCAUGUUUUAUAUGAUUGUAAAUCUUAAAGUCUGUCUGAACAACAUGAUAAGAAGAAAAUAAUAUUCUAUUGUGAACCAGUACAAAUAAAUUAAUGUUAACAAAAGGUGUUUAU